UCAUCAGCCUUCACCCGGCAUCCUGACUGCCUUUAGUCCAUACAUGUUAGCCAGACUUGCCUAAGUUAUCUUUAUAGUAAGGUAGCCUUUCACUUGUUAUGGCUGACCAGACUGUCGUCGAGAAGAUGAGCGAACUGCAAGUGGACGAGGGGAAAAAGGGGGCUACUGAGGGUAAUAAAGAUGGAGGCAAGAAGAAGUCUAAAAACGCAGCAGGGGACUCUGGAGGCAGGGCAGAGCUAUCACCACCACCUCAGUACAUUGAUGACCGCCUCACUCUGUACACAAAGCUAAAAGCUGAGCAUGAUGCCCUGAUGGCAGAAAGGGCUGCAAAAGACAGCCGGGCCAUCAAGGUCACCCUGCCUGAUGGAAAGGUGGUUGAUGCCGAGUCCUGGAAGACAACACCAUACCAGGUGGCUAGUGGAAUCAGUCAAGGUCUUGCUGACAACACAGUGAUUGCUAAAGUGAACAACAGUGUGUGGGACUUGGACAGACCUUUGGAGGAUGACUGCAGCCUGCAGCUGCUUAAGUUUGAUGAUGAGGAGGCUCAAGCAGUUUACUGGCACUCGAGCGCGCACAUCCUGGGUGAAGCUAUGGAGAGGGUGUACGGAGGCUGCCUGUGCUACGGUCCUCCCAUUGAGAACGGCUUCUACUACGACAUGUUCCUGGAGAACAAUGAAGGUGUGUCAAGCAAUGACUUCCCAUGUCUGGAAAAUUUGUGCAAGAAGAUUAUGAAGGAGAAGCAGCCAUUUGAGAGGCUGGAGAUAAAAAAGGAAACUCUGCUGGAAAUGUUCAAGUACAACCAGUUCAAGUGUCGCAUUCUGAACGAGAAGGUUACUACUCCAACCACCACGGUUUACAGAUGUGGUCCUUUGAUUGACUUGUGUCGGGGGCCCCAUGUGAGACAUACUGGAAAAAUCAAGGCACUAAAAAUCCAUAAGAAUUCAUCUACAUACUGGGAGGGAAAAGCAGACAUGGAAACGCUUCAGAGGAUCUAUGGAAUCUCCUUCCCUGACCCCAAAAUGCUCAAAGAGUGGGAGAAGUUUCAGGAGGAUGCCAAAAACAGAGAUCAUCGCAAACUGGGUCGAGAGCAGGACCUUUUCUUCUUCCAUGACCUGAGUCCUGGAAGCUGCUUCUUUCUACCCAAGGGAGCCUUCCUCUACAACACCUUGAUUGAGUUCAUUAGAAGUGAGUACAGGAAGAGAGGUUUCCAGGAGGUGGUGACGCCAAACAUCUACAACAGUAAGCUUUGGCAGACGUCCGGUCACUGGCAGCAUUACAGUGAGAACAUGUUCUCCUUCGAGGUGGAGAAGGAAAUCUUUGCCCUCAAACCCAUGAACUGCCCAGGACACUGUCUGAUGUUUGAUCACCGGCCACGCUCCUGGAGAGAGUUACCACUCCGCAUGGCUGACUUUGGUGUCCUGCACAGAAACGAGCUGUCAGGAGCCCUCACAGGUCUCACGCGUGUUCGACGUUUCCAACAGGAUGAUGCUCACAUCUUCUGCACCAUGGACCAGAUUGAAGAGGAGAUUAAGGGCUGUCUGGACUUCCUGCGGACUGUGUAUGACGUGUUUGGCUUCACUUUCAAACUCAACCUGUCCACGAGACCAGAGAAGUUCCUGGGGGACCCGCAGAUCUGGGACCAGGCAGAAAAGCAACUGGAGAAUAGCUUGAACGAGUUUGGGGAGAAAUGGGUUCUGAACCCCGGUGACGGAGCUUUCUAUGGACCAAAGAUUGACAUUCAGAUCAAGGAUGCAAUCGGCCGGUACCAUCAGUGUGCCACAAUCCAGCUUGAUUUCCAGCUUCCAAUCCGCUUCAAUCUCACCUUUGUCAGCCAUGAUGGUGAUGACAAGAAGAGACCAGUGAUCAUCCACAGAGCCAUCCUGGGAUCAGUGGAGAGGAUGAUUGCUAUUUUGACCGAGAACUAUGGAGGCAAAUGGCCACUCUGGCUCUCUCCUCGCCAAGUAAUGGUCGUGCCUGUGGGGGUGGCCCAUGAGGAGUACGCUCAGAAGGUGAGGCAGGACUUCCACGACAUUGGCUUCAUGGCUGACGUGGACCUUGACCCCGGCUGCACUUUGAACAAAAAGAUUAGAAAUGCACAGUUGGCACAGUACAACUUCAUCCUGGUGGUGGGAGAGAAGGAAAUGACCAGCAACACUGUGAAUGUUCGCACCCGAGAUAACAAAGUCCAUGGCGAGCGCAGCGUGGAAGAGUGCAUUGAGCGUCUCAAACACCUCAAGACCUCGAGGAGUAGAAACGCUGAAGAAGAAUUUUGAGCUUUCUCAAACCUGUGCUAUCAACUCGUCCAUCUCUCUACAGUACCUCGAGUUUGUGAACUUAAAAGGGCCAUGUGGUUAAAAUCAGCUUUAAUGAGGGAUAAACUGGUGCCUAGUCUCUGUUCUGUGUCCCUUUGAAAUCACGUUUUCAGAAUGGUCAUUAUGUCCUUAUUUUCCUGUUGUCUUCCAUCGCCUCAUAACGGUAUCAUUUUUAUUAUCAAGUCUUCAGAUUUAUCUCCUCAUGAGCAGAAGCUUUCUUGUUCUUCUACAUAUACAAAAUUACUUAUGAGACUGUAACAUGAUGAGAUCUUUGAACAGCUUUACAGAACACUUUUUUACAUUGAACAAAUCGCACCAUUAAAGCUACCAAAAACAUUUUCCAAAUUGAUGACUGGUUAAAAAAAAGAGGGGAAAUGGUUUGUAACGCUCUUAAACUGUUUGUAUCGGUCAUUCUUUCUUCAGGGAAUUAUACAUAGGUUACAGUUUUGAUAAUUAAAAAAUAUUAUUGA
Molecule: messenger RNA, 2782 nt
Organism: Cheilinus undulatus (humphead wrasse)
Lineage: Eukaryota; Metazoa; Chordata; Actinopteri; Labriformes; Labridae
Gene: tars1
Product: threonyl-tRNA synthetase 1
Exons: 19
Coding region: 99-2273 (724 amino acids)
Biological process (GO): threonyl-tRNA aminoacylation
Cellular component (GO): cytoplasm
Molecular function (GO): ATP binding; threonine-tRNA ligase activity
Source: RefSeq, a predicted model, not a curated record